UGAGGUGUCGUAUAAUAAUAAAGUAAUUCAUUUUUUUUUUUUCGCGCAAAAUAUACUUAUGCAUUUAUAUUAAGUAGUAUUAUAUAUUACUUUCCAUUUUUAAAAUGGAGGAAGAUUUAUUUUAUCAACAAGAAAAUAAGUUUGUCCCAAGAGAACUUAAAGAUUGUCCAGAAUGCGGAAAGCCCAGAAUUUCAUUUGGAUGGUGUAAGGAUUGUGAAACUAAUUCUAUGAAAGAAAAUUUUCCUUAUUGGACUUCGGAAAAUAAAGAGAUUGAUGAGUUGAUUCAUCAUACUCAAUUAAAUGCCUCCCAAACUUGUGAUUACUUGGAAUGGAUCCCAUUUGAUAAAUUUGAAAUGGUAAAAUAUAUUGGCAGUGGUGGAUUUGGUAGUACCUAUUCAGCUCUUUGGAUGGAAGGGCCUCGAUGGAUUUGGGAUGAUGGUGCUCAAGAAUGGACUAGAGCCGGUCCAAUGAACGUUGCCUUGAAACUUCUUGAUAAUUCACAAAACAUUUCAAGUUCUUAUAUUGGCCAGAUUAAAGCGUAUCACAAAUGUUUGCAAUCGGCUUCAUUAGCCGAAACAUUCGGGAUUACAAAAGCACCUACAUCUAAUUAUAUGAUUGUCAUGAAAUAUUACGAAAACGGUAAUUUAUACCAAUGCCUUGAUCGUUCUAGUGGAAUUCUUUUCUGGCGUGAUAUGAUUGAUAUGUUAUGGGGCAUUGCUGGAGGUCUUGAAAGAAUCCAUACUGAAGGAAAAGUACAUAAAAAUCUUCAUGGAGGAAAUUUACUUAUUGAAGAUAAGAAAAUUUCUACAGACGCUCGUAUUGGUGACGUGGGUCUUUAUGGACCAUGUUAUUAUCAUGAAAAUAAAAAAUCAGGUCAGAUAUAUGGAGUUCUACCAUAUAUUGCGCCUGAAGUUUUACGUGGUGAAGAUUAUAGUACUGCUUCUGAUAUAUAUUCAUUUGGUAUUAUUAUGAAUAUACUUACAACUGGAAAAAGACCUUGGCAUAAUAGAGCUCAUGAUAUCAAUUUAGCAAAAGAUAUUUGUGAUGGUAAAAGACUUGAAAUUCCGGAUGAUACACCAAAAUUUUAUGCAGAUUUAAUGCAACAAUGUUGGGAUAAUGAACCAGAGAACAGACCGACUGCAUUUUAUUUAAACGAAAAAUUGGGAGAAUGGAUUAUCUUAAUUUGUGACGACCCAAAUCCUUCAGAAAUUUCGAACGAUAUUUCUAUUGCAGAUGAAAAAAGACAUAAAAUAAUUUCUCAAUUAUCUAAGAAUUAUAUUCAGCCAGAAAUACAUCCAGAAGCAUAUUAUAUAAGCAGACUUUUGUAUUUUCCUGAAUUAUUAAACCGACAUGACUAAUUAUAAUUGUUAAUUAAAAUAAUUUUUAGCUAAUGAUUAUAUAUAACUUGCCAUAUAUUUAAUUUUUAACUGUAUAAAGCAAGAAUA
This is a messenger RNA of Rhizophagus irregularis DAOM 181602=DAOM 197198, 1445 nucleotides long. RefSeq lists its product as uncharacterized. Gene Ontology annotation, cellular component: cytoplasm. Gene Ontology annotation, biological process: protein phosphorylation; signal transduction. NCBI's taxonomy places the organism in Eukaryota, Fungi, Glomeromycota, Glomeromycetes, Glomerales, Glomeraceae. The record is from RefSeq and is a predicted model, not a curated record. Gene Ontology annotation, molecular function: protein kinase activity; ATP binding.